CGUUUCUCCCCCUUCGUCCUCCUUCGACGAAGGUGUAGACGUUGCUCUCGGUGGAGUUGUCGCUUGUCCACUUCACUCUCGCUCGUAACAGUGCCAAAAGUGCUUCAAAACACUCCGCUCCGUUCUGUCGGUCCCAUCUUUUUCUCUUUGCUCCUUUUCUUUCUCCCUAUUUCUUUACUUGCCGCCUUUAUAUUUUUCUUGCGAUCGAUACAAUUUCUCUUUUUAUCUAGGUGGAAGUUUAUCCACGUGUUCACGUUUUCUUUUCCUUCUUUUGUAUCUUCCAUUUUUUUCCUUCGAAAUAUCUUGCUAUAUUUGCCAAAGAAUCACGCGAGGCAGAGUCGAUCGCGAUGCAUUGAACGGCUCGAGAUCGGAUGAAGAUUAUUAAUCGCGGCCUGUGAUUUGUGCAAUUGAUCGUGUUCAACGAUGACCAUCGUAUCAUCCAGUUUGACGGAAAAUUGAUCGUGUAUGAAAAUCGCUCGAAUAUUGUAAACGUUUACAACGCUCCGCGAAGUCAGCCGCCGGUCCCGAUUUUUCCAGAAGAGGAUUCGUCAAGAAUGAUACGUUCAUGUUGCCGGAAAGCAACUUUCCCGUCACAGGGGGCACUAUGCAGACCGAGGAAGUCGUGCCGCGUACACAGUCUGUUGGCAUAGACAGUGGUCUCACCGACGGCGCUGGUUUGCAGCAUCAUUUGCAUCACUCGGUACAUCUACGUUGCCCGCUAUCGCCUCUGAUCCACAUGGCCGUCAAACAGGAGCCGAAGGAGGAAGAAGAGCGAAGUCGCGAUGUUAACACGUUAAGCUCGCAAGUGAACAUAGGCAACGUGGCGGAUUCGGCGGACAGCAAGCAUGGACAGCAAGGUGGUAAUCAAAUUCAAGGACUGGAGGAAAAUCCGGUAUUAACUGCACCGGAUUCUAGCAAUCGAGGACGAACUAGUCGUGGCCGCAGGAAAUCACGAUGGAAACUCAAAUUUCAUCAUCAAGCAUUACCCCCGGAAUAUUUGGAUCACUACGAAGCGUCACUGGCCCAGGAAAAUUUGAAUUCAUCGCCACCACGCAUCAUCGAGCCAACAGCAUCCAGUCCGGCGCCGACUAACUCUACCCCAAGUCCCGUCGCCGACGUUCAUGGUUGGCUGCAGCGAAUCGCGGCGAUGCAGCAAGAGCUUUGUCCACAGAUCGUACCACCUCAAUGCCCAACGACUCUCGGUCAUAACCAACAAGUCACCGGUACUAGGAGAUCCGUCAUCACCUCUGUGUCUUCACAGGCUUGUAAUACAACUUAUCCCAGUCAUCACAUUCAACAGACGCAGACAUCUAGCAGACCUCCCAUGAAAUAUUCCGAUCUGCCGUACAUGGGUGAAAUCACUCUCGACAAUAGCAAACCUAGACGUGGCCGGAAACCGAAGAAGGCUGACAUAUGUCAUUUAAUUUACAAAAAUUAUGGCACGAUUUUGCCGGGCACGCCUGGUCAUGAAGAGAGGAGACUGUCGCCACGGGACAAGCAGGAUUCUCGGGAGCGCGUGUCGCCUCAAGUACCUUUUCAAAGGACCGACGUUCAGAACAGGAUCAGCAGUUUGCUGGAAAAACGACUGACUCAGGAGACCCGGCGGAGCUUUUCGCUGUCUGAGAAUUCGCGGGAGCAGGAUGAGCCAUUGAAUCUCUGCAUCAGGGAUCUCAACCAGUUGAAGAUUCGAUUACUGCGGAAACAUGGAAACGUGUACGAGUCUGGCCAGGUGAAGAGUGAAACAUCUAGCGAUGGUGAAGAAGUGGAAUGUCUAGGAACGGGCUUCUUGUCGGAACCGAUGAAUUAUUCAGAACCAGUUGGCCAUCGAUCGAAUAACAAUUUCGUCAAUCAUAAUAAUAAUGUAAUUGAUCCUAUGAUCGGUCACAACUCCGGCUUUGUGUAUUGGCCGAAUGCUGGUGUGUUUAUUCAUCCAAUGGCGUUGCAGUCCCAAUUGCUGUAUUAUCAAAAAGUCGCUCAAAAUGACAAGUGCCCACCGCCGGCAACGGAUCAAUCGCCGAGAGAACAAAAGAUCGUGCCAAAAUCGAUAUACUCAAUGAUGGAGACGAAGAGCGCAGCCCAAGUGUCGGCAUUACCUACAACUCAGGCGAUGCCAGUAUCUACGGCUGCCACGUCUACUUCGCCCAGACCGAAGAGAAAUGCACCCUUGAGCCAGCAGCAGAGUCAACCAACCAAACGGAAGCGCUCCGCUAUAUUUAUACCGCCGAUGCCAACCGAAAACAAUAAUAAUCCAGCGACAGAAGUGAGCAUAUGUAAAUUCAAAUUUACCGGUGGCGCCAAGCCUAGUUUACAAGAAAAGAAGAGCCUCUCUGUAGACUCAGGUGGCAAUUUCCGCUAUUACAGUGGUACCGGCGAUAAGAGUAUGCGUGGUUACGAGUUUUUUCCCAGAGAGGCUCUCCAGCAACCGGCGGGCCAAUCUGGUUCCACUUCCGCCGCCGGGGCCUUUCUCAAUGCCGCUGGUGAGAGGAUUCAACCACCGACGACGUGCCAGAGGAGUCCAUCCGGCCAGGACGAUGGCCGGCGAAAGAGAAAAACUAGAAAAUCUCUACAGCGCGAAAAGUUGGAGCAGACCUUCAAGGAAAAAGGUUUUCUUAUUCAGACGCAACAAUUAGAAUCCGCGGAAGGCGCUACCUAUUGCAAGUUCCGGCAGCUCAGAAAAUUUACCAGAUAUCUGUUUAGAAGCUGGAAAGACUAUUUGCCCGGUAACGUACGCGAAUUGAGCGGCUGUGGUAGCGGUGCUGCCGUUGCUAUAGAUGGCGACGUAGCUGACGUCGAAGUCGACGGUGAUGCCGCUCUCGUUCCCUCGCCACUUCCUCGCGGCAAUUUGCUAGACGUGCCGAACAGUUUCGUAGACGAUCAUCGGACUUUACCUCUCACGUGAGACUCACAAUCAGUAGUUCGCGACCAGUAGAAUUUAAGUCAUGACACGAGGCGAUUCAUAUUGCUCUUCGGUUGUUAAGUUUCAUAUUCGUGGAAAUCUAUUUCGUCUGCACUGAUAAAUUCAAUGAAAAGAUUUGGUACUACUGGUAAUUAAAAAUGUUUUCUAAAUUUAUAUUUUAAAACAGCAAAAAUCGUGUUUUAAAGUUAUGGAUAACAAUUGAUGGUUAUGCGGAAGAACUAAAUUUUUAUUUAAUUUCUCCAAUUUAUUUUAUGAUAAAAUGUAUAUUUAUUAUUGUAGUCAAAAUGAAUUUUUAAUCACAACCGUAGCGUGUCAUGACGUAUUUCACGAAAAAAAGAUAAACUCAUAGCUUAGUGCCAAAGAUGAGAGACUGGAAUGUACAUACAUAAAAUCACAAUAGAGAAUGGAUUAACCAAAGAGUGAUUUUUGCUCUCGCCAUGUUGGAAUUAAAGUUGUGCGGUGAUAAUUCAUUUUUAGACAAUAUCGGACUGCGAUGCAUUUGGGACGGUAUCAGAGUGAGACUUGUAACGAUAUCGUCAUACUUUUUUAAGCGAAUCGUCGAAAUAUUAUCUCUAACGAAAUCUAGUCUUAUUUAUACUCUUUUUAAAUUGUAAACAUGUUUUUCUGCUUUUGCGUCUAAUGGAUAUUUAUAUGGAGCGAUGUUGUGCGCACACAGCAGCAAUUUGGAUAAUACCGCAAGUAUUAAAAAAAAAAACGGGAGUUUAUACGUGACAAUGGACGUAAUUUUGUAUCGACA
Molecule: messenger RNA, 3674 nt
Organism: Wasmannia auropunctata (little fire ant)
Lineage: Eukaryota; Metazoa; Arthropoda; Insecta; Hymenoptera; Formicidae
Exons: 4
Coding region: 566-2899 (777 amino acids)
Source: RefSeq, a predicted model, not a curated record